Colletotrichum lupini is the source of this 1638-nucleotide messenger RNA. RefSeq lists its product as uncharacterized. Lineage: Eukaryota; Fungi; Ascomycota; Sordariomycetes; Glomerellales; Glomerellaceae. The record is from RefSeq and is a predicted model, not a curated record. The transcript has 3 exons. Bases 1 to 1638 code for a protein of 545 amino acids.
AUGGAGCCUUCAACUCUGACGGCUCAUGGCUCGCUAGCCGUUCUAUUGAUUCUGCCAGCAUAUCUCGCGACACUGGUUCAGGCAGCUUGUGCACCAUAUCCUGUUCCCAUACGACUCGGCAAUGUUUCAUUGUCAAACGGCCAGGUAGCAAGAGGCUUAGAACUAGCCAUUGGGGAACCCGAGCAGAAGUUCGCUUUCAUCCCACAGAGUGGCCAAAACGGCACGUUGUUGUACGGCACCAACGGUGUUUGUACUCUUCGCGGCUCUGACAAGUGGUCCAAGGACGGCUGUACUUCCUUUCGAGGAGGUUCUUAUGAACCACUCGCAUCAAAGACAAGCAAAACGACAUCACACGAUGCAAUCCCUGAAGAUGACGGAUGGCCAGAUGUCAACCCUGUCGUUGAUACGAUGAAACUUAACAGCAACCUUACGCUCGAUAACCUGGCCAUGGGUACAGCGAUGAGCGAUUGGGAUACUCAAGGCUAUUACGCCAUGAUGGGACUCGGAUUAGGAUCAAACUCUACCAUAUUGAGGGUUCUAAAAGAGUCAGGCAAAAUUGCCUCGCGAACGUGGAGUCUCUUUUGGGGCCGCGGCUUUGGAAUGUCCUCUCAGCUGGACGGUCAUCUUAUAUACGGCGGUUACGACCGAGCAAAAGUGUCCGGAAAGCGAUACACCCAGUCCCUGACGCCCAACAUUGCUCAGUGCAAGUCACAACUCGUGGUGACAGUCACGGAUCUGACUAUGAACUUCGAUAACGGUACAGACGUCAGCAUUUUCCCGUCAAAGUCGAGCGCCAUCUCCACCUGCAUCAACCCAACGCUUCCGCUGAUGAUGAGGAUGCCUCUGGAUCCUUACUUCUAUAACUUUCUCGACUAUACGGACAAUACCAUCGAAAACAUGACUCGCUCCCUCGGGUAUCACUACUGGAACAUGAAAUACCUUCCCAACCAAAAGCCAUACGACGGUGCUCUAACAAUCACACUCUCUUCCGGUUUAAAAAUCCGUGUGGACCGCGAUAACCUCGUUCUACCACCCGUACUACUCGAUGAGCAAACAGGAGAGAUGCUUGUCAACGCAACAGAGAAGGAUAUGCUCAUCGACUCCAUGCAGGAUGUCAACAAGAACGAUAUGGCGCAGCUCGGCUGGCAGUUCCUCUCCGCCGCCUACCUUCAAGUCAACCACGACACUUCCGAGUUCUCGCUCUGGCAGGCAAACCCCACGUGGAGCCAAGACAUCGUGGCUCUAGACUCCGGUGACAACGACGUCACCGACUUCUGUUCUUCCCAGUCCAGCGAAGGCAACAAGACCGUGAAUGGCGGUGGGGACGUCGGCGGCAGUGGGGAGGGUAGCGGGAAUGACUCGUCGGCAAGCACAAGCUCCCCGGGCCUCUCUCGCGGAGCUAUCGCCGGGAUUGCCGUUGGCGGAGCCGCAGUUGUGGCCCUCAUCAUUGGAACUGCAGUAUGGUUUCUCAAGAGAAAGAAGUCGAAGGCCCCUUCAGUACCCUCGCCGGGAAUGGGGCAGAACGCAUCGUGGCUGCCACAGCCUCCAGGCCAAGACCUUCCACCCAAGACACCACCAAGGUGCGAGUUGGAAAAUGGAGAUACCACAAACUUCCGGCGGUAUGAGAUGGCGGGAUGA